This is a messenger RNA of Oppiella nova, 935 nucleotides long. The record is from the annotation of a GenBank genome assembly. NCBI's taxonomy places the organism in Eukaryota, Metazoa, Arthropoda, Arachnida, Sarcoptiformes, Oppiidae.
GCACUACUUUCGCAACACUUUUUGAAACGCUUUUGUGUUUUUGUGUUGCGUUUCGUAAACAUAGCAUUCAUGCCGUCAUUAUGUGUUGAUAACAGUUAACCACUGAUUGCACACCAAAUCAACGCCAACCACGCGGUCGACGAUGCCAUCGAUAGCCGACAAACACGUGCUUUGAGACCACUAUCGCGUGAAAAGCAAAUCAAACCUCAAUUAAAAACUCGUGUUUUGUUUGCAAAACCAUUUUGUAUACAAAAAACAACUGAUUUAUUAAAUUGAUUGGCGAUUAUAAUGGACACCAAAAUGCACGCCAAAAGUGUUUUAUAAAGUUUUUUAAUCGUGUUUUCAAUUGUCUGUCGGCCAUCGGGAGGGCCACGGAUCCAAUGAUGUCAGCGACGAUGAAACGCAAGCGACCGCAACCUCUUGUACUCAAUUGCGUCAGCGGUUCCUUCGAGGACAAGAGCAACGACUUCUUGUGUCCCAUUUGUUUCGAGAUCAUCGAAGAGGCGAAUGUCACCAAAUGUGGCCAUACUUUCUGUCUUAUCUCUCGUGCGAUCUCAUCGAUGGUUAGCUACAAAUGCAUAUCAAUGUCGUUGGAAAGGAGUAACAGAUGUCCGAAAUGUAAUUUCGUUGUCGAGCAGGUCUUCCCUAACUUCUUGCUAAACGAAUUAAUCACAAAACACCACAAAUUGGUUCUCCAGAAGAAGAUCGACUCCGGCAAAAAUAACCCGCGAGAGAUGACUGAACUCCAAGAGCUACUAAUCCACAAAUCGGAUCAAUUGGAUCUCUCGGACAUAAACCUAUUGCUCGAGUCUUUAGCUCAACGAAAGCGACUCUUAGAAGCCAGCUGCAAAGCCAUCGAAAACGACUUACUGAAGGACUUCUUAGCGCAGGUGCGGAACCACAAACAGGAACAGUUGGAUCAGUUGACGCGCGAG